CCUAUAAUAGCGCCGUGCCCCGACUCAGUCUCUCUCUCCCUGUCAGCCUCAGAGAUGAGUCUCUCUAUCCCUGCCGUGGGGCUCAGAAGGGUAGAACCAGAGCUGGGACACCUUCUGGCACCGGGGCUCUGACCUCUAGUGGGAAGCGUGGACUGGAGCCGGCUUUGGUGCUGCUGGCCAGCGGGACGCAGGGAGCGUCGGCUCCGCGAUAAGAAUAAGUACUCAGCUCCCGGCAGUGUUGCUGUCAUGGGGAAGGACUAUUACAAGAUUUUGGGCAUCCAGAGCGGCGCCAAUGAGGAUGAAAUCAAGAAAGCCUAUCGGAAAAUGGCCCUGAAGUACCACCCUGAUAAGAACAAAGACCCCAACGCUGAGGAGAAGUUCAAGGAGAUCGCAGAGGCUUAUGAUGUCCUGAGUGACCCCAAGAAACGAGCCGUUUACGACCAAUAUGGGGAGGAAGGUCUCAAAACUGGAGGUGGCUCUUCAGGUGGCUCAGGGAGCACUUUCCACUAUACCUUCCAUGGAGACCCCCAUGCCACCUUUGCAUCCUUCUUUGGAGGCUCCAACCCUUUCGACAUCUUCUUCGCCAGCAGCCGCUCCCGGAUGUUCAAUGGCUUUGACCAGGAAGACAUGGAUAUGGAUGACGACGACGACCCUUUCAGUGCCUUCGGCAGGUUUGGCUUCAACGGCAUCAAUGGGGUUCACCGGCGGCACCAAGAGUCCCUGCACACACGGAGGAAGGUCCAAGACCCUCCUGUCAUUCACGAGCUCAAGGUGUCCCUGGAAGAGAUCUACCAUGGAUCCACGAAGAGGAUGAAGAUCACGCGCAGAAGAGUCAACGCCGAUGGCCGGACCAUGCGGACUGAGGACAAGAUCCUAAACAUUGUCAUCAAACGGGGUUGGAAGGAGGGAACCAAAAUCACAUUCCCCAAAGAAGGGGAUGCCACCCCAGAUAACAUCCCUGCCGACAUCGUCUUUAUCCUCAAGGACAAGCCUCACUCACACUUCAAGAGGGAUGGGACAAAUGUGAUCUACACGGCAAACAUCAGUCUUAAAGAGGCCUUGUGCGGCUGCACAGUGAACAUUCCCACCAUCGACGGGAGGGUGAUCCCACUUCCCUGCAACGACAUCAUCAAGCCGGGGACAGUGAAGAGACUGCGUGGGGAGGGGCUGCCCUUCCCCAAGGCCCCCAGCCAGCGAGGAGACUUGAUUGUGGAGUUCAAAAUCCGCUUCCCGGACAGAAUAGCUCCCCAGACAAGACAGAUCCUCAAGCAGCACCUCCCAUGCUCUUAGAGCCCUGGGACUCUCCUCCAAAGCAGCAAUACUCCAAACGCAUGUGCCACAGCACCUGGCCUGCACAGAGCCAAGGUGCCACAGCACUUUUAAAUGCAAAAAAAAAGACAACCACCCCUCACACUACUUUCCCUCCCCAAAAAACCCACCCGACCCACCCCCCAUCCAUUCUUCUUUGCCAGUUUUCUACUCCAACAAUGGGGAGUCUCCUGUCUGCCACAGGCUGCCAGACUUUUUCUUUCUCCCCAGAGGUCCAACUUUCCUGCCUCGCACGAGCGAGAGCCGUGGGCCCUUUGCCCGGGGAGGUGCGUCGCGUUGUGGGUUUUUUUAUGUCACCUGCUUUUCAAGCCACUCUUUCCACAAGAGGCUGGACUUGUCGGGGUCCAGCGCAGUGUAAAUAGGACUCCGCAGGAUCUGGCGUCCCCGCUGCUGGUUUUUCUCUUCCCCUCUUUGAUACUUGCUGCUGUUUGGGGUCCCGGCUGUCCCGCGGUGCCGAUUACUCCUGCCCGCGGUGGCCCCCCCAGUAGCCGGACUAUUUCUCACCUGGGACCACGGUACCGAGUCCGGCCGUGGCCCACUCUCCUGUGCCAAGCCUACACCGAGCCUCGGCAGUGCCAAACAACGGAGCAUGUGGGGAUGGUCCAUCCAACCUCCUGCCCCUGCCUGGGGAUGUCCCCGGUGCUCGUGGGCACAACCUACCUGCACCUGCUGCCCACAGGGCCCCAGCCAGCAGGAGGAGGGGGGAAAGCCCAGGGUGGAGCUUUCUUUUUUCAGAUGUGUUGAGUUUGCAUUGCUGCUUUUAUUUUUUAAAUACAUAUAUAUAGAGCUCAUUAGAUAAACUUCGUAAAGGUUUUUCUCUGCCUGUUUUGGGGAUCCUGGCCUGAUGCACCCAGGCUUUUUUGCAAGGGGGAUGAUUCAGCCACACGACCAGCAACCCGCCGGAGUGGGGGGGUGUGUGCGUGUGGCACUAAUCUGGGUGCAAAAGCAGAGCCAAGUGUGAGCAGAGUUGUGGGUUUUACUAGUGUUUCAGGUCAACCUUAGGGAUUCUAAUAAGAAGAGAGAGGCGUGUGUAUAUAUUUUUCUACAGGGACAAUUCAUUCAGGAGGUGUUUCUGGACAUCAGGGCGGAGCUGGGAGGUGCAUGAGGCAAUCUGCUUGGUGGCUCCAUUUUCAAAUACUGUAUUUUUUUAAAACCUUUGGAUUUCCAUCAGGAGAAUUUUUAUAUUUCUUACCUUUCUUGGCCCACUCUGCCUCAUGCCAGUUUUUUUUCCCCAGGAAAGGGCUGCUAUGGAGCGGGAGGCGCGUUCGACCUGGCUUUGUACAGCUCCUAUUUCACUGCAGCACCGCUGAGAAAACCCCCCUGCCAAAAUAAUUCCCCCCACCCCGGGAAUUCGUUUUUUUGUUUUGGUUUGCUUUUUUUUUACAAAACAAACAACUAAUUCACUGACUUGAAACGGGGUGUCCUUGGGGCAGGGGGUUGUGCGGGGGGUGUCCGUGGUGUACAGCUGUACAGUGUCAUCCUGCGGGGCGAGGAGACCCGUGAGGCGCUGAUUUAAUCAAUCACCCGCUUCGGCCGGCGAGGGAAUGCCACUGGCUCCCUCCACUGGUCCCUGUGGAGUUCGACAGUAGAGAAAUCUGGUGGACGCCGUGAGCGAGAAGACAGGCCAGCGCACAGAUGCAAGCUGAUUUGUUUUACUCGGUUUCAACGAGACCUGAAUGUUUUAUAGUGGGUUUUUUGUAAUUUUUUUUCUUUUUUUUUU
Messenger RNA from Neopelma chrysocephalum (saffron-crested tyrant-manakin), 3049 nucleotides. RefSeq names its product DnaJ heat shock protein family (Hsp40) member B5 (gene DNAJB5). NCBI's taxonomy places the organism in Eukaryota, Metazoa, Chordata, Aves, Passeriformes, Pipridae. Gene Ontology annotation, molecular function: protein-folding chaperone binding. Gene Ontology annotation, biological process: negative regulation of transcription by RNA polymerase II. The transcript has 4 exons. Gene Ontology annotation, cellular component: cytosol. The record is from RefSeq and is a predicted model, not a curated record. The coding region runs from base 247 to 1290 and encodes 347 amino acids.